GUUAGAACUACUACCCGACUAUACGCAUCUCCUUUUAUUACCCUCCCUACCAUGACAUCUACAUCCGCAUUAUAAUAGGGUGCUUCUAUACCAUCAUGUCUCUCAAUUGCCAUUGCAAUCGAUGGUUAUUGCAAGCCCUCAUUUCUCCAACAAGACCUGCACUGACUCCCUCUCGCCGCAUCUGCUUAUGGACGGCAUCCAAUCCAUCAUAUUAUAAUCGCAACAGCAAUUCCCAACAACCACUUCGGAGGUCCUAUAGCAGUCCCACUAGCAAGCGACAACCCCUUGAAUCCAAAUCCUCCACCUCCGCCUCCACCUCCGCCUCUCAUUCGCCUUGUUCUCCCUCAUCCCCUUCCAGACGGCCUUCACCUUCAUCCAAAGCCUGGGCUCACAGCAAGUCCGGCGGGCCAUCGAUCGAAAUCCUCACACCCACAACAGCGAAGCCCAAGUCUGCAGGUCGCAAAGGGAAAGACAAAGACAAUAGUGGUAGUGGCGGAAGAGAUAGGAAACCUAGACAUCGUUCAGAUGAUGGAGAUGGACAGAGCACAAGUCGGUUGAGCAGCCGCGGCAACCUGCGUGCAUCCAAUAAAAACGUACCACAAGACAACGGGCGAUUCAUGUCCAAAGAAAAAAGGGCUCUCUUUUUGCCCAAGAACCCCGAAACAUGGCAGGUCCAGAAAAAGGCCUUGACCAAGAAGUUUGAGGGCGGUUGGAAUCCUCGCAAGAAACUCUCUCCCGAUGCCGUUGAAGGCAUUCGAGGUUUGCACGCCCAAGACCCCGAAAAGUAUUCGACAGAGUCUCUAUCGGAGCAUUUCAAGGUCUCUGCAGAAGCCAUCCGCCGCAUCUUGAAGAGCAAAUGGAGGCCAAAAGACGAAGCAGCCAUGCAGGAGCGCAGAGAGAGAUGGGCUCGCCGCCACGACAGGAUCUGGGACCAAAAGUCUGAACUUGGUCUUCGCCCCAAGAGAACCAGUAACAGACGUGUUGAGCGACCUGACGAAUUCGAGGAGAAUUUGAAAGCAGAGGAAUUGUUACGCAGUGCUAGACAAGAUUGAUUCUGAAGCCUAUAGCUGGCUGAACUAAUGCACUGCAGAUCAUCUCGGUCACAGUCACGUCUUGCGAUAGAUAGCACUAAUGCCACGGCUGCCAUGGUUGACCUGCAACAACACCUUCUGCAGACACGAUCUGCGUCACCAAGCUUCACCUUUGCGUGAGUUCCUUGUUUGUACAUGUGCACAGCUCUGAAUCCCUGUCCCCCAAGGUUCGUUGCUGC
This is a messenger RNA of Exophiala mesophila, 1270 nucleotides long. RefSeq lists its product as uncharacterized. The transcript has a single exon. The coding region runs from base 96 to 1052 and encodes 318 amino acids. The record is from RefSeq and is a predicted model, not a curated record. Lineage: Eukaryota; Fungi; Ascomycota; Eurotiomycetes; Chaetothyriales; Herpotrichiellaceae. Gene Ontology annotation, cellular component: nucleus.